Phaedon cochleariae (mustard beetle) is the source of this 1575-nucleotide messenger RNA. Lineage: Eukaryota; Metazoa; Arthropoda; Insecta; Coleoptera; Chrysomelidae. The record is from the annotation of a GenBank genome assembly.
UUGUCGCCUGUCGUUCGAGAAUUUUUUUUGACAAUGUUGAAUGUUGACGUUCGUUUGACAUUUGUUGAUGAAAAAAGAAAAGGAAAUAUUUGAAAUAAUGGAAAUCGAAUAAUAAAAUAAACAAAAAACAUGGAGGUGGAUUUCUAAAAUUGUCUCUCUUUAUAGUCUUUAUGAUUUUUCGGUUUGUAUGAAUAAAACUAUAAAACCGUUUCCACUUUCCAGUCCGUAUAUCUAGAUUUCCACAAAUUUCCACUAAAGAUCUUUGACUUCAGGCAGGGCACAUAUCACUCAUUUGUUCUCACUUUACUUUAGAAAUACUAGAAUGGGAGAUGAGGAGGAUCCAAAAGAAUAUCGAUGGGAGACUGGUUAUGAAAAAACCUGGGAAGCAAUUAAAGAAGAUGAUGAAGGCUUUCUGGAAGCUUCGGUGGCUGACAUUGUCCAGAGGGCCAAAAGAAAACGCCAUGCAUUGAAACAAGGCAGUCAGAAACUAGGCAUGAUGAGGCAUUUAUUCAUAUUAUUAGAUUGUUCUGAGUCCAUGUCCAGUCAAGAUCUGAAGCCCACAAGACUAAUGUGUACCCUAAAAUUGCUGGAAAUUUUUUUGGAUGAAUUCUUUGAUCAAAAUCCAAUCAGUCAAUUAGGAGUCAUCAUAAUGCACAACAAAAGGGCUGAAAAAAUCAGUGAUCUUGCUGGAAACUGUAGGAAACACAUAAAACUCAUAAACAAUUUGAAUAGAACUAGUCUUGUAGGAGAACCUUCAUUACAAAAUGGUCUGGAAAUGGCAUUAUCAUCUUUAAAGUUGUUACCAUCACAUGCCAGUAGAGAGAUUUUAGUGAUAAUGGGAAGUUUAACAACAUGUGAUCCAGGGGAUAUAUUGAACACAAUUGAUAACAUGAAAAUAGAAGGUGUUAGAUGCUCAAUAAUUGGCCUAGCUGCAGAAGUGCAUGUCUGUAGGCUGCUAGCCAAUCAAACAAAUGGGGUUUAUAAUGUUAUACUGGAUGAUAGCCACUUCAAAGAUUUGCUAUUGCAACAUGUUGAUCCACCACCAGCUGCCAAAUGUCUGGAAUCUAGUUUGAUCAAAAUGGGAUUCCCACAUCAGAUCAAUAUAGAGGGGUCAGAAGAACCUUUGACAAUGUGCAUGUGCCAUGUUGAUAGUGUAGAUGAUGGAAGCAAAUUAACAACUGGCGGGUAUUACUGUCCCCAAUGCUUCAGCAAAUAUUGUGAACUCCCUGUAGAAUGUCGAGCUUGUGGCUUGACCCUAGUAUCGGCGCCUCAUCUAGCUCGGUCCUAUCAUCAUCUAUUCCCGGCUGCCAAUUAUGUGGAGAUGACUUUCUCCAAUCAGGCAUCAAUAUGUUUCGCUUGUCAGAAAACAUUUAGUGAAGCUGAUAAACAAGUUUACCAGUGCCCUAAUUGUAAAAAGGUAUUUUGCUUGGAUUGUGAUAUAUUUAUACAUGAUGCAUUGCAUACAUGUCCUGGCUGUGCAACUAACUUGUCUACAUUUCAAAUUACUCAUUCCAACUGAUUUUUUUGGUCAAUAAAACGAUAUGAGAACAAACAUUUAGAAAUUUGAUUGUGUCC